Molecule: messenger RNA, 555 nt
Organism: Cavenderia fasciculata
Lineage: Eukaryota; Evosea; Eumycetozoa; Acytosteliales; Cavenderiaceae
Exons: 5
Coding region: 1-555 (184 amino acids)
Source: RefSeq, a predicted model, not a curated record
AUGGAAGAAGAAGAACCAACUCAUCAGUUUAUAAAAGAAACAAUCAAUCAUUUCAAAUAUAAUGGUAGUUAUAUUGGUGGAUUUAAAAAGAAAGCAACCCAAAGGGUAAUAUGGUUACUCUAUCUUGUUUCAAAUGGUAUGCCUCCUAAUAAACAAACAAAACAUAAUGAUGAUGAUGAUAGUAAGAGUUUAAAUAUUAUUAUGAUUGCUCAAUUAUUGCUCAAAGAUAACCAUGAAUGGAAUGAAUUGAUUGAAUUUAUAAAUAAUGCAAAUCAAUAUGAAAAUAAGAUUGUUAGAUAUAAUGCUUUCAUGUUGAUGUUUCAAUCAAUACGAAUUGUUAUGCAAUCGAAAAGAUUGAUAUCAAGUUGGCUAUUAUCAAAGAUGAUACAAACCUUUUCAUCAUCAUUGUCGACAGCGUUACUUAAAGAAAGACAAAAUAUUGAUUAUAACGGAACCUAUCCAGAUGAUACCCAAAUGGCUAUUGAAGCCAUACUCAGAUACCUAACCUUUGUUCCUAUCUCAAAUUCAAGAGGUUCGUUCAAACAUUGCAAAUAA